AUGCGGAACUUUCUGGACUGUUUUGAAUCAUGUAUAGGACGAGAGGAGCUAAAGCAGUCUACAGAGGAGAAAGCUACUCAUCGCACUCUCCCACCACCUCCUCCUAUCACCGAAUUCACCGUAAAUACGGAGAAUAAUUUCGCAGUGGAGGCGUUCAAGGCCGCUUUGGAAACUUGUCGCCAUCCAAGCAAAAAUCUUGUAAUCUGUCCGUAUUCCGCGGAAUUGGUCCUGGCAGCGCUUUUCCCCGGAACCGAUGGUGAACUGCAUGCAGCGUUGGCGCAGCUGCUGUGUCCCGAUGGACGAUCUUUUUCCGACUUGGUAACGAAUCUACAGGCAGUUAACACGGACGGCGCGCUGAACAGUGCGAAUGCGGUGUUUUAUGACGAUCACUGUCGCUUGGCCUCUCAGUACCGCGAGACGGUGGAGACGUCCAUACAAUGCGGGUUUAUUCCGACGCCGUUUCAGGAUGCUCCGGACCGAGCGGUGGACAUUGUCAACCAGUUCGUGGCGGAGAAGACAGAGGGCAAAAUUACGGCAUUUCUUACCGAAAGCCGACCGAAUGCAGCGCUUAUCCUAAUCAACAUCAUAGAUUUUGCCGGACAGUGGACAGCGCCAUUUAACCCGCAAGAUACUAAGCAGAACAUUUUUCAUUGUCCCGGUGGUGUGGAAAAGACUGUCAGUUUCAUGAAAGAAGAGCGCGCUUGCAUCCGGCACUAUAAUGUUUUGGAUUACGCCAGGGCCGUUGUCGAGGUCGGUGAUCCAAAAAUCAUUGUCAUGGAUGUAAAGGGAAGGAAGUUUAGUGUUAUGAUUUUGUUACCAGCGGAUAAUUCGGCUGAUGGAAUGCGGCAGCUGGUAGAAAUGCUGACAAUUCAGCGGCUCUUAUCCUGGCUAAAGAAAAGCGAGCCCGAUUGUCCCCCCUACAUCCUGCUUCCCAAAUUUCGCAUCCGCUGCUCUACAGACCUGAUCCUAACUACAAUGAAGCUGGGUUUAGACCAGAUGUACGCACCAUCGGCAGGGAAUUUCUCUAGGAUGAUGGAUGAUGGAAAAGAAAUGAAAAUCGAUGAAUUUACACAAGAAGUUAUCUUAGAUCUGGAUGAGUACGGUGUAAAAGCGACGGCUGUCAGUGCAUGCCGAUUGGUGUGUCACUGUUUACGUGAACCUCAACCCGACUUCGUUGCCGACCGACCGUUUCUGGUGGUCAUCUGGAACGAAGUCGUCGGUGUACCCGUUUUUAUUGGUCAAAUCAAUGAUCCCACCGAGUAA
Paramacrobiotus metropolitanus is the source of this 1263-nucleotide messenger RNA. Its product is annotated as serpin B8-like. The transcript has 2 exons. The record is from RefSeq and is a predicted model, not a curated record. Gene Ontology annotation, molecular function: serine-type endopeptidase inhibitor activity. Lineage: Eukaryota; Metazoa; Tardigrada; Eutardigrada; Parachela; Macrobiotidae. Bases 1 to 1263 code for a protein of 420 amino acids.